Micropterus salmoides (largemouth bass) is the source of this 8658-nucleotide messenger RNA. RefSeq names its product retinoic acid-induced protein 1. Gene Ontology annotation, biological process: circadian regulation of gene expression; regulation of transcription by RNA polymerase II. The record is from RefSeq and is a predicted model, not a curated record. Bases 294 to 6977 code for a protein of 2227 amino acids. Lineage: Eukaryota; Metazoa; Chordata; Actinopteri; Centrarchiformes; Centrarchidae. The transcript is spliced from 5 exons. Gene Ontology annotation, cellular component: nucleus.
GGGGGGGCGGUGAGAGAGGCAGGCAGACAGGCAGGCUGCUGCUAUCAGGGAAUACUGGUGCCAUUUUCAGCAUCGCAGGGUAAAAGGAUUGAGCCUCGCCGCUGUACGCUCGGCUCGCCUCGGCUCAGCUCAGCUCGCCUCGGCUCAGAAUAGCUGAACAAGCGGGGGAUUGAAGGGACAACAAAACGAGGAGAGAACGGCUGACCCCUAACAGAGAACCCCUAACCCCCCUUCCCCCUUUCCCAUCUCACCUCACCUCCCCCUCCUUGCUCUGGCUACAGACGGAGAGAGUUAUGCAGUCGUUCCGUGAGCGCAGCGGUGGUUACCACAGCAACCAACCCUGCUACCAGCAGGAGCCCCAUGAAUUAUCCCGCCUGGAAACCUACCGCCAACACCCGCAUCAUCCCCACCCCCAGCACCCACACCCAGGUCCCGGUCCACAUCCAGGUCCAGGCCCAGGCUCAGGGCAUGCCAGGUCAGGCUAUGAGGCUCAUUCACUGGGGAACCCAACGAGCAUGCCUCCAGCUGGAGGACCAGGAACUGGAGGAGGACCCAAGGACUGUUAUAGCCAGCAAGCCUACCCUGGUUACCCAGGCAAUGGUGGAGGGAAUGGGAGUGGAAAUGGAGGCUCAGCACCCUCGCAGGCAAAGAAACCCUACAGGGGAAGCAAAGUGCCCCAACCAAACCCCAGUCAGCACCUACAAGGCCCUGGGGGCUAUAGUAACCACAUGGGCCCUGGGAAUUACUCAGCCCAGUAUAUGAGCGAGGGCCACCUCCAGCAGAAAUGGGAGGACCCAGCCCAGUUAGCACAGUAUGAUCAGGAGAUGGUGGGACGUAUGGAGGCUGGUGCUACCCCUGCACCUGGCUCCUCCCAGUACAUGGAACAGAACAUACUGGGCCACUCCCAGACCCAGUGCCACCAGCCCUCCACCCCUGCCUAUACCAGCCCCCAUCACCAGCCCCACAAUCCUAACCCUGCCCCAUCCCCUCUCAUGUACCCCCAGAGUCACCUGCAUUACACCCAGCACUCACCCUCCCCUUCGCCAUACAUGGAAAAGUGUAGCCCUAUGCCUCACUGUUAUAAAGGUUACAAUAUGCCCCCCAACUCCCAGUAUGGGAGACAAAUGAGCCACAGCAAUCUGAAGCAGGGGGGUUACAGGUCGACCCAGAACAGUUACGGCUAUCAACAGCCUCCAUCCAGAGGUUAUGAGCAGCAGCCCUCUUUACAGGCCAUGACCAACCCCCAGGAGCCCCACACAAAAUACCAACACUACAGCCAACCCCAACAAAACUACUGUCUCUCAGAGCUGUCUGUCAGAUCACCAGAACAGUAUUAUCAGACUUGUAGCCCCUCCUCAAGCCACUCCCCUGCACGCUCUGUAGGGCGCUCCCCCUCAUACAGCUCCACCCCUUCACCACUAAUGACCAAUCCAGAAUCGUUCCAGUAUGGCCAACCUCCCAUGACCCCUGGGGCAGCCUCCUCUUCUUCAUCCUCUUCAGCUGGUAUGCAGGAGCAAGGCAGUACCAACACCAUGUUAAUGCCCCCACGCUCACACCCCUCACCCAAUGUGCCCCAUGCAGCCCCCCACAGUUACACUACCACACCGCAGGUCCCCACCAUGAAAGAACGCUUUUCAGAGAAACUGUUGUCAAACCCCAGCUUGUGGAGCCUGAAUGCCCUCACCUCUCAGGUAGAGAACAUCUCUAAUAAUGUCCAGCAGCUGUUGCUUUCAGAGGCCCUGGUGGCCAACAAGAAAGGCAGUAAGCGCAACAGUGGAGGGAGCAACAGCAGUGCUGGAAGUGUAGCAUCCUCCAAAAAGGGUGAGGAGUACAAAAGUCCUCCAUAUCCAGAUGCUGGUGUUAGUAGUGUAGGUGGAGGCGCCAUGCAGGACCCUUACUCUACCCCACAGCACCAGCCAAUGCCCAUGGAACUCCACGAGGGUGGCUACUCCAGCAGUAGUGAUGAACAACUGGAGAGAGGUUACUACUACUGUGGCCAGGGCAGAAGUCCAGCACAGGCACCCAGUAAUACACAUCUCAGCCUGGACACAACCUCUUCAUGCUCCAUGACAUCUCCAGAUGAUAUGUCCACUAGAUCUGGGGACUCAGGCCUGCACAACCUUACCCCUGACCCUACCAGAUGUCAGUCAGGGCAGGGAGGAGAUAGCAUGAGUACUCCAGUGAAGACCUUUGGUGAUGAAAGGUCUCCUACAAGCAUAACAAUCCCCAGUCCCUUGAAACAAGAAAGGGACUCCCCUUCACAUAUACAGCAUAUAAAUGAACCUGUCAAAGAGAACUUUGAAGAAUCAGCCUGGACAGAGAAAUCAGCUGACAAAGAGGAGGUGACAACAGAAAAAAAACCUGACUGUGAGAGAGAUUCAGACACAACUAAAUCUACAGAGAAUCUGGAGAAAUGGUCAGAUGAAGAGAAAUGCCCUGCUCUCUACAGCAAAGUAAACAAAGAGGUGGCAGAAAAAAUCUAUUGCUAUAAGGAGACAGUGUACCAAGGGGUCCAGAGCAAAUAUGACCCUGAUGCAAGAGACUCAGUUGAACAGUCCCCAGCAGCUCUCUCUGACUCCAGUCAGAAGGAACACUUUGGCCAAGAGAUGAAAUCAGAGGUAUUUAAAUCCGAGUCUCCAACUGCUUCUGAGAGCUCAGUGAAAACAUUGCCUUUCAUUUCUAGGGGUGACCUUGAACAGGAUCAAUAUUCCACAGAGAAAGAGGACAGCUCAGAGAAUACCUCUCCAACCCCCCAAGUUGAUGCCUUGGACGAGAGCAACUCAGACAAGAGAGAGAGCAGAGAUGACGAGGAUGAAGAAGAAGAGGGGGAAGGUGAGGAGGAGGCCGAUGAAAUACAGAAACAAAAGCAACAUUCUCUUUCCCCUCCUGUGUCUGCAGAGGUUUCAGAGGAACUGGGGGAGGGGGAAAAAGUCAGUCAGUCAUCGACUGAAGAGCACAUGAAUAAUAGAGAUGGGCCAGAGAAGCCUCUUGGAGAUCACUGCAGCAGGACAGAGAGAGAGAGUCAGAGUACAGAGCUUCAUACUGACAAUGAGUCUGCUGGGGCACCUGCCCAUCCAAAUGCAGCAGCAGCAACAGCAGCAGAUGCUUCUGCAAGAGAGUCGGCCAUUGGUGACACUGCUCCUCAGCCUCAGUCUGCUAUGCCAGUCUUCUCAGCUCUUAAUGACAAGGCUACACCACCAGCUCAGUCCAGGGAUCAUAUUGAUCACAGUGAUGCUAAAGUGCUGGAGCCAGACUCUCCUCAGCUGCCAGGGAAGUCAAUACUUCCCUCAGCCCCCUCCUGGGCAGACACUCCACCCUCCCCAAAAAAAGGUGAUGAAGACAUGGAGCCAGGCAUCAGCUGUGCCAGUGCUGUGACCCCCUUGGCCAAGCCAGAGCCUGUGGCCCCAUCUGCUCAGCCGAGGGCAUUUGGACGUAAGCAUGCCCGGGGCAGAAGAAGAAUCAUGCAUUCAGGUGCGGGAAUCAGGCGACAGCUAAGUUUGGGAAGGGAGGGAGAAAAAGAAGAGGAAGGAGCCCCCUCGCCUACACAGAAACCCUGCAUGCCUCCAAGCAAGACUGUGCUAUUCUCAGACCAAAUGGACCUAGCUCAUCAAGAAUCUAUUGUGAGCCACACUCCCAAAAUGCUAACUGAUGGUUUUCGUUCAAGAAUGUGCACUCGCUCAUUCAAUGCACCAGACUUGCCUCCCAAAGUUGAGCCUCAUGUGAAGAGAAAACCAGGCCCAAAACCAGGUUCAAAGCCUGGGCUCAAACCAGGACCAAAACCUGGACUAAAACCAGGGCCAAAACCAGGAGCAAAACCAGGUCCAAAACCAGGGCCUAAACCUGGCCUAAAGCCUGGACCAAAAUCAGGGCCAAAACCUGGACUUAAACCAGGACCAAAACCAGGACCAAAACCUGUGCCAAAUGAACCAGAGCUGCCAACGAAAAUAGAGACUCCUGUGAAACGAAAACCAGGACCUAAACCAGGUUCAAAACCUGGGUCAAAACCUGGACCAAAACCUGGUCCAAAACCAGCACUAAAACCAGGUCCAAAACCAGGACCUAAGCCUGCAGAUGUUUUGCCCCCUGCUGACACUGCACCUAUCAGGGCCCCAGUUGGUCGUCCCAAAGGCUCAGUUUCUAAAGCAAAGCUCGUACAGUCAGAAGAAAUCAUUCAGCCUUUGACAGGACUGCAAAGCAGGGGCAGGGGCAAGGGCAAUCUAAAAUCUACACUAUUAAAAGUAAACCAGGGUGUAAAACCAGUAAACGAAGAGGAAAAACAAGCAAACCACGAGGCAAAGGCACCAGAGAAGGAGGGUAAGAAUAUGGUCUUAAGAUCCAGAAAGCCCCCGCAAGAAAAACUGUCAAAAGAAAAAGGAAAAAUUGUAGGAGAAGAUAUUCUACCCCAGACACUGACAGAAAUUAAAGCCAGUGAUGUUUCUCCAAAAGUAGAGGAACCUGUUACUGUGGAACAAACUGUAACUCUCAUUCCUAAUGCAGUCAAAAACCAAGAUGUUUCAGCAGAACCACCUGCACCCCUUUCCCAACCAACCCAAACUGAACAAUCUGAAGAAAAGAAAUCACUUCCACUAAAACGGAAACCUAGCCCAGACCUUUCUUCAAUGCCAGUAAAGAAAAAAAGGGGUCCAAAGCCCAAACCAAAACCCUUACCACCUCAACCCCCCCUGCUGGAACCGGUUGUCUCUACACCUAAAGAGAAGGGUGUCCGGGGCCCCAGAAGAAAGCGAGGGCCACCCAAGAAAGCCUCUGUGGUCAUUCCCCCACCUAAAGACACUACUCCCAUCAGUGAAACUGACAUCACUAAUGAUGUGCCUGUGGUGCCUCCUCAAUGCCCCACUAAAACAAAAGUUCUUCCACCACGCAAAGGAAGAGGACAGAAAUAUGAGGCCAUGGUGCAGAAAAUUACAUCUCCUAGUUCGAAGAAACAUCUCCCAAUUCCCCAGAUAGACAGCAAUCUAACUGAUGAUGUGACAACCAAGGCUUUGUCUCAACAUGUCUUAAAGGAAGGUGAGACAUCUAUGCUCAUAAAUAGCACUGAGAUGACAGAGGAAGAAGUGAAAAGCAUAGAGUCUAGACAAGAAGAAGUGAAACCACUGAGAAAAGAGGAGAUGACACAAAAAAGAGAAAAGCUCAGUGAAGAGGCCUCGACGCCAGAGGAGGUGAGACAAGGGGAGGGAGAAGAGGUUGUUAAUAAGGAAGAGACAAGACAGGAAAACAUUAAGCCAGCUACACAGCAGGAUGUUGGCACUGACACGGUUUGGAGCUCAAUGGAGGCCCCAGUAGAAGUCAAGCCUCCAGGAAAGUGGACACAACAGGCCUCAGAAGGUAUAUCUUCUGUUGCCACUAAGUCAGCCAGAACUAAAAGAAAGAGAUGGGCCAUGGUAGAGAGUACAGAUGCCUCAGUAAUAGCCUUGGAAGCAGGGAGCCUAAUAGUUACAACGCCAAGGCUAGCCAAGCAGAGAGCCAUUAAAAACAACCAUGAGAUGCACCUAAAGCAGAGGAGAAAGAAGAGAAAAGGCCAAGCCCCUCUGGAAGAAAUAAAGACAGUUGAGGAGCCAAAUAUUGAAACAGAAGAACAACAAGAGAGGGUAGAAGAGAAGGCAACCCCCACAGAGUCCACAGUACCUCUGCCAAUCAGCCCAGAUGAUAUCACAGAAGCCCCCCAGGUUACCUGCACAGAACUCAUCCAGAAACCUAGAAGAGGCAGAAAACCAUCAGCAAAUCCAUCCAAGAGGAAACGAGGCAAAGCCUCAUCAGAGCAGGUUCCUGGCAAGCCAAUUAAGGUCCACAAAAAGCCUGGGCCAAAACCUGGGAUGAAAGACGCCAUCGAGGUUAUUGAGGCAGUAGUAAGGGCUGCGGGAUGUGAACGGGCUGAAAAAGAAGAGAGAGAAAAAGAAGAAAGCGAAAGAGAAAAUAAGAAAAAACAGACGGCAUGUAUCGUGGGUCCUGUAGUGACAAUAUCAGAAAAACAGACUGAAACCAUUUCUGUGAAAAGAAUCAGGCGCAAACCAGUCCAUCGAAAUUCUAAACUGUCUUUCUGUCCUUAUGUACGGAUCAACAACUCCAGAGACUUUUCCUCUUGGUGUGCCAUUGUCAACAAGCCUGAAGAUGCAGUAAUAUUUCAGAGACGUAGAAAAAAGGGCAUACUCAGAAUGAGGAAUCCUUUCACAGUUGCAAAGGUAGUGCCACACACUGCUGCCAUGCUAAAGGGACCCUUGGUGAAUAAAAAUCUAAUUGACAGGUGUCUUACAUGUAGCCUGUGUGGAAAGCCAGCAAAUUACAGGGACCUAGGUGAUUUGUGUGGACCAUACUACACAGAGGAUGGCGUUCCGCGGAAAAUUUUGACGAUCAGGCACACAGAAUCCCUCAGGGAAGAGUCAGAGAAGACCAAUGAUAACAACAGUAGCAGCACUGAAGAACCAGGCAGCUCCUCAAAGAAUGAGGAUGAGGGCAGCACAGAAAAGGAGGGCAAUACAGAAGCAUCCGCUCAAGAGAGCAGCAGUAGCAGACACCAUCAUUGGCGCUACAGACGGGCAGAAAGAACAGAAAGAACGGGUCAGGAGGCUGGUCCACGAAGAAUAACUCUCAGAGAGAGGUUCAGGAGGGUGAAGCAGCUCCAGGCCAUCAGCACAGGAGCCUCAAGUGACCAAGGGAGCAGCGACAGCAUGUUCCAAAGGCUACAAGCGGAGGCAGAAGCUAAGGAGCACUGGGCGCAUGAAAAUUGUGCCAUCUGGACUAAGGGGGUAAUUAUGGUAGCUGGGAGGCUGUACGGACUGAAGGAGGCUGCCAACAACUCAGCCCAAACGAGCUGCUACAAGUGCCAGAUUGUGGGGGCGUCCCUCAGCUGCUGCUGGAGAGGCUGCUCUCAUAAAUACCACUAUGUCUGCGCCAAAGAGAUAGGCUGCACAUUCCACGAGGAUGACUUCUCCAUCAAAUGUCCUAAACAUGAGGACCUGUAAGAUAUUCCAGCACACCACCUCUCAGCCAGUCAAGCAUCACCUAUCCAGCAAGGCAAGCAAAAAUGCUGUCCUAACAGCCACCUAUACCUAAAAACAUAGUGAUGACUGAUGCCGGACAAGCACAUUGGCCAGUGGGGCUGGGGGAGGGUAAAAGGCUGCACUGAGGUGGAGCUUGGAGCAAUACAAACCCUGGAGAAUGGCCCCGCAGAGAAUAGCUGCUCCCUGAACCCGGCCUGGAAAUGUGUUUUCUACACGGAGCCCCUUACUGGAACGCAGAAGGCAGCGGCACUGUUUAACAGGAGGAUAGACUGCGCUUUAGAGACUGUGUGCCUAGGGCCCAGUGCACGGGGGGGCUGUUUGAAAUGCAGAGCGAGGAAUAUGUGUGUGUGUUCUGCCUUCGGAUGGGUUGCUAUCAUAUUCAGACACCUGGCGGACACUGAUUGGACAGGAGCAUCCCUCUGGGUACCUUGACUGUGAUCCAAGAGGUGUGAAUGCUUGUGUGUGUGUGUGUGUGUGUGUGUGUGUGUGUGAUAAUCAUAGAAUUGUCAUUCUACAGCCACAUCAUCAGUGUGUUUGUGCAUAUGUGUCUGUGUGAGUGAAGAAGUUCAUCUCCAAUUCAAGAUGUCAUGCAUCAAAAAAACAACAGCCAACCACUGGAUGUACUAUCUCAAUGUGUGCGUUUGUGUUUAAAACAAGAUGAAACAAAAAAGGAAACUGUACAUGAUGAUGUGCUUUACAGGUUCUAAAUAUUCUGAUAUUGAAGAGUUAAGAAAAAAAUGGACACAGUAUUUUAUUAUAAUGCUCUUAUCUUCGGAGAUGUAUUUUGAUGUGCAUUAUGACUAUACGACAUCAUUGCGUCACCCUUGGUAUAUGUCAGGCUUUGUGUUAUUCCAAAAUUAAAAAAGAAAAAUGACAAAAAGAAAAAAAAGACAACUCUGUUUAAGAGUGUUUUCAACUGUGUGCACAUUCAAUAUGUACAGUAGACGCCGUCAUCAUCACUAGACAGUUUGCAGAUCAGGGCUCCAAGGGUCCAACCGGGAGUCAGGUCAUCUCACUUCAUAUCUAUGUACAGUUCAUAAGUAUUACUGUUACACAUUGCCAUCAUGUAUGAUUAUUUCACUAACCACAGCAGUGCAGAAAGAUAUACAUUCUAUUCAGAUUUCAUAACACACCUGUCUGUGUAUCUCAAAUGUAGCCUCUUUCACUCUUCCAUGCUAUGUAACAAUGCCCUGUACAGGGCGACAGUUAAAGUACUGGUCAUAUCAAAAGGAGACAUAUUUAAGUAUUAGAGCAAAAAAGAAAGUGCAAAACCGCCACACCAAACUUGCUCUUUUAUGAAGCUCAUUAUUUAAUGGUGUAUAUAAGUAUUUGAUGCUGUUUAAAUGUAAGAUGUGAUGUACUAAUAUAAUUGUGUAUAGUAUUUCCUAGAGAUGUUUAUUUUCUAUAAAAUGGAAUAUGUUAUUGCUUAUAAAAUGUUAUUAAAAGAAUCCAUUGAUGAAAAAAUAACGACCUUUUUUGGGAAUGUCACUUGUCUUUAGUUGGAGCAUGCCGUUUUAUUGAUUUUCAUGUCUCUUUGUUUGGAAUCGAUGACACAGCAUCACUUUGUUUGAAAUGUUUUUUGUAACGCCAAUGUUAAAUAUACCAGCACCUUUCAAUGCUGCUAUGACAAACGCCUGCUCUU